Molecule: messenger RNA, 2022 nt
Organism: Coturnix japonica (Japanese quail)
Lineage: Eukaryota; Metazoa; Chordata; Aves; Galliformes; Phasianidae
Product: tubulin alpha-3 chain
Biological process (GO): microtubule-based process
Cellular component (GO): microtubule
Molecular function (GO): structural constituent of cytoskeleton; GTP binding
Source: RefSeq, a predicted model, not a curated record
GCAGCGCGCGAGCGGGCUCCGGACCGUUACGUGGCGGCAGUUGCGGCUGUUGGGCGGUGGACGCGGAGCGGAGCGGAGCGGGGCGGGCGAAGCUCCUGAACCUGACGAGGCGCCAUGCGUGAAUGCAUAUCUAUCCAUGUUGGUCAGGCUGGUGUUCAGAUUGGCAAUGCGUGCUGGGAAUUGUAUUGUCUUGAACAUGGGAUCCAGCCGGAUGGUCAGAUGCCCAGUGAUAAAACUAUUGGAGGUGGAGAUGAUUCAUUUAACACUUUCUUCAGUGAGACAGGAGCUGGUAAACAUGUUCCCAGAGCAGUGUUUGUGGACCUAGAGCCAACUGUAGUUGAUGAGGUACGCACAGGCACAUAUAGGCAGUUAUUCCACCCUGAGCAGCUCAUUACUGGGAAAGAAGAUGCAGCUAACAACUAUGCCAGAGGCCAUUACACGAUUGGAAAAGAGAUUGUUGAUCUAGUGCUAGACCGAAUUCGUAAACUGGCUGAUCUGUGCACCGGUCUACAAGGUUUCCUUAUCUUUCACAGCUUUGGAGGAGGCACUGGUUCAGGGUUUGCAUCUCUGCUCAUGGAAAGGCUCUCUGUUGACUAUGGCAAAAAAUCUAAACUGGAAUUUGCAAUUUAUCCAGCACCACAGGUUUCUACUGCUGUAGUGGAACCUUACAAUUCAAUUUUAACAACACACACAACACUGGAGCACUCAGACUGCGCCUUCAUGGUGGACAACGAGGCCAUCUACGACAUCUGCCGCCGCAACCUGGACAUCGAGCGGCCCACCUACACCAACCUCAAUCGACUAAUUGGGCAGAUUGUCUCCUCCAUCACAGCUUCACUGCGCUUUGAUGGAGCCCUCAACGUCGACCUGACUGAAUUCCAGACCAACCUGGUGCCCUACCCACGCAUCCACUUCCCCCUGGCCACCUAUGCCCCCGUCAUCUCUGCAGAGAAAGCCUACCAUGAGCAGCUGUCGGUGGCAGAGAUCACCAACGCGUGCUUUGAGCCAGCCAACCAGAUGGUAAAAUGCGACCCGCGUCACGGCAAAUAUGUGGCUUGCUUUAUGUUAUACAGAGGUGAUGUUGUCCCUAAAGAUGUCAAUGCAGCUAUCGCUACUAUCAAGACUAAACGUACCAUUCAGUUUGUGGAUUGGUGCCCAACUGGAUUCAAGGUGGGCAUCAACUACCAGCCUCCAACCGUGGUGCCCGGGGGGGACCUGGCCAAGGUGCAGCGGGCUGUGUGCAUGCUGAGCAACACCACGGCCAUCGCCGAGGCCUGGGCGCGCCUGGACCACAAGUUUGACCUGAUGUACGCCAAGCGAGCCUUUGUGCACUGGUACGUGGGUGAAGGCAUGGAGGAGGGGGAGUUCUCAGAGGCCCGGGAGGACCUGGCUGCCCUGGAGAAGGAUUAUGAGGAAGUUGGGAUAGACUCUGUAGAAGCAGAGGCUGAAGAGGAGGAUGAAUACUGAAAAUACUGAAGUAAUGAAAAGUGUGUUCUGUAACAGCAACAAAUGAAUUGCAGAAUCCUGUUCACUUGCUUGCCUGUUUUCAAAUGCAGUUUUAAAUGUUGUAUUCUUUGUUACUGUUGACACAUGCAGUUGCUGCGUAAGGACCAUUUGAAGUUACAGUUUUUGGUAGCAUCUAGUCUUGCACAACUGAAGAUUAAAUGACAAAAUUGUGCACGUGUCAGUAACACUGUACUCACCUAACUGUAGUGAGGGUAGGUGCCAUUACACUUUUGGUCUGAACUAGAAUAUUUGCUAAAAGCACCAAAAUUGCUACUUUAAAAAAAGAAAAAAAGAUGGGGAGACUCUGCAAGACAAAAAGUAACAUUUUCCAACCAGCAUGUCCCCCUGCACUCAGUUCCACUUUAGAUAGAAGGGAAAUAAAAUGUCACAUUACCUACUUUAAAACAGUCUUGUUUUGAAUUCCUGCGCUGACCUAUUAAAUACUAACAUCCUGUAGCGCACAACUCUGGGCACACUUUAAGCUUUGAUGAAUUAAUAAAAAAUUCCUUGACUUAU